GAUCCCCCGCCUGCUGCUCGCGCCGCCUCCCGCCGGCUCCUGCGCCGCGCUGCGCCCGCCGCUCCUCUGCCGCCGCGUCCGCUGCAGGCUCGGGCUCGGGCUCCGCGGAGCAGCAGCCAUGGCGGACAUGAAGUCGGGCAUCUUCGCCAAGAACGUGCAGAAGCGGCUCAACCGGGCGCAGGAGAAGGUGCUACAAAAGCUAGGGAAAGCGGAUGAAACAAAAGAUGAACAGUUUGAGGAAUAUGUUCAAAACUUCAAACGGCAAGAGGCGGAGGGUUCCAGACUCCAGAGAGAACUACGAGGAUAUUUAGCUGCUAUCAAAGGCAUGCAGGAGGCCUCUAAGAAACUUACUGAGUCCCUUCAUGAAGUAUAUGAGCCAGAGUGGUAUGGCCGGGAAGAUGUGAAAAUGAUCGGAGAGAAAUGUGAUGAACUCUGGGAAGACUUUCAUCAAAAGUUGGUGGAUGGGUCAUUGCUGACUCUGGAUACAUACCUGGGACAGUUUCCCGAUAUAAAAACUCGCAUUGCAAAGCGAAGCAGAAAGCUAGUUGACUACGACAGUGCAAGACAUCACUUAGAAGCCUUGCAGAGCUCAAAGAAAAAAGAUGAAAGCAGAAUUACUAAGGCAGAGGAAGAGUUUCAAAAAGCACAGAAAGUGUUUGAAGAUUUUAACUCUGAUUUACAAGAGGAGCUGCCAUCUUUAUGGUCAAGACGAGUUGGCUUCUAUGUGAACACAUUCAAAAAUGUAUCCAGCCUUGAAGCCAAAUUUCACAAGGAAAUAGCUCUGCUAUGCCACAAAUUGUAUGAGGUGAUGACCAAGUUGGGAGAUCAGCAUGCAGACAAGGCCUUCACUAUCCAAGGAGCACCCAGCGACUCAGGUCCACUCCGCAUUGCAAAAACACCAUCACCGCCUGAGGAAGUCUCACCUCUUCCUAGUCCUACAGCUAGUCCUAAUCAUAUGCUGGCACCUGUUUCAUCACCAGCACCUGCCCGACCUAAAUCACCUUCACAGUUGAGGAAAGGACCUCCUGUCCCACCGCUGCCUAAACUCACACCCACAAAGGAGCUGCAGCAAGAGAAUAUCAUCAACUUCUUUGAUGACAACUUUGUUCCAGAAAUCAAUGUGACGACUCCUUCACAGAAUGAAGUUCCUGAAGCCAAGAAAGAGGAAUCUUUGCUAGAUCUGGAUUUUGAUCCUUUCAAGCCAGAAGUGAUAUCGGCGGUACCAACACAUUCCCCCAUGUCUCAGACGUUGCCCUGGGACCUGUGGACGACAAGCAGUGAACUGGUGCAACCGCCUGAUUCUUCAAAAAGUCUUUCCCUGUGUAACCUGGUCAUGGAGGAAAGCCCAAACAGUGGGUCAACAGAAGAUAUUAACCGAUCCCAAACUGAUCUAGGUUCACUCAACUGGGGCCUAGAUGUUAGCACGCCCAGUGUCAGCCAGGAAAUCACUUCAGGUGGUUCUUUCUCUUUCCCAGAGGAGGAAGAGACUUCAAGAGAACCCAUUGACACACUAUCUACUACUGUUUGGCCUGCUGUAAGUGAGCAGGAGAAUGAUGAAGCAGGGUCAGCCUCCAUAGAAGAAAAUGAGAGGACUUCACUGGAGGCACUGUUGGAUACUAGAAAUGUCACAUCGAAAGAUUUGGAAAUUGAUCAACCUUUAGAGAGCAAAAAUGGUUUUGAAAUACCUGAUGUGGGAACUGAUAGCUUGUUGGAUGAAUGUGACUGUGAUGUGCAAGAGACAGAGGAUCAGAAGCAGGAAGAAGAAGAAGAGUCUAUGUGGGCAGGUGUGGAGCCAAGUGAAAAGGCAUCCAGCAGCGCAUUUAAUGGAUUUACACAGGAUACGUCUCUAUUUGCAAUGCAGCCAAAUGAGAAUGUGAUAGAUUCCUUGGUUGAGACGGAAGAAGCUCCAGCUGUAGAACCCAAGGCUGUGGAACCCAAGGCUGACGAAGCCCCAGCUCCUCCUGCUGCUGCCAUUCCUCCUGAAAAGGAAGCUGCCCCUGCUGAGCCUACUGAGCCAGCAGAGGAGGCUGUGGACAAUGUUGAGGCAGGAGAUAAGGAGACAACUGAAAUUGCUGAGAAAGAGAAAGAGAGUGAGAUGGUUACUCUCACCAAGAUUUCUGGCCUGGCUGAAGAAGCUGGUAUAACUGUUGUAACAGAAGCUGACGAAGGUGUUGUUGCACCUGAACCUGAAAUGGCUGAUGAAGGUGACAAAAAACCUCAUGAAGAAGAAGAAGAAGAAAAGGAAGCAGAAGUCUCUCAAGAAAAAGUCAGCAGCAUCCCUUCAGUAGUAAUAGAGCCAGCAUCAAACAAUGAAGGGGAGGGAGAAGAACAUGAAGUCAUAAUGAAUGAGUCCAAAGAUGUUGUGGAAGACAUUAGCACUCAGGGCACUGAAAGUCAUACUAGUGAAACUUCUGAAGUUGUAAGUGAGCAGAAAACCAUUGAGGAAACCCAGGCAACACCUUCUCCAGCAUUACCUGUAUCAGUAGAGGAUGCAGCCAGUGGAAUGCCACCUGGAUUUCUCUUUAAGGUUGAAGCUUUACAUGAUUUUGAGGCAGCUAAUAAUGAUGAGCUUAAUUUAAAACGAGGAGACGUAGUACUAGUAAUCUCUUCUGACACCACAGCUGACCAGGAGGCUGGCUGGCUGACAGGCAUUAAAGAAUCUGACUGGCUUCAGUGCAAAGAUGCAAAUACCUACAAGGGACUCUUCCCAGAGAACUUCACCCGCCGCCUGGAGUAGUUCUCAUCUCAGGAUAAGAGUGUUGUAGGAAGCUCAGCCAGUAGGUUUUAACCUCUGUGAAACACAGGAGCCCACUUUAGUAGUUAUUCUGUUAAUGGUUUACAGACUGGUGCCAGACAAAUGUUGGUGAAACAUAUCAAAUGAGCAUGAAUGCAAACAGUUAAGCUAGCAACUUCUGAAGCAGUACAUGAAAAAAAAUUAAAAAGAAAUGUCCUUAUUUGUUCACAUGUACGUGGCAACAGGUUUGUUUGUGCUUUGUCGGAGCUAUGGUGAAUCCUGUAUUUGAUCCUUUCCCAUGAAAUCUGAAAUUAGCCUCCUCAAUACCAGAACCUUAACUUCUCUGCACUAAGUGUAUUGUAUUGAGUUGCACUGCAGAAAAUUUUAUUAGUAAUCCUGUAGUACUGAGGUCAAACUAUUAUAAGUUUCAUGUGUUUAAAAUAAAUGAACUGCUGCAAAGUUUUUCAAUAUUCUUUUCAAACAUAGGGCCUUGUUACACGUUUAUUUUGGGGCAGCUCCUAGACCUCUUAACCCCUGGAUUAUCUGCAUGUUAACACCUUUAAGUGGCUUAAAGCACUCACACUGUGGCUCAAAGUUACACCAUUCCAGGACAGGAUGAUCUCUUGAUCCGCAUAACCCAGCUCCUGUUCUGUUAAGGUGUGGCCACUCCCCACAGAUGUGCCGCUCAAGUUGAAGUUGUGACUUCCAUCAUUUUUCUGUCCUUGUGUGACAAGGUAUUUAUCAGAGUUUGCAGAUUUUGUUGCAAUCUGACAGGGCCACGCCGUGAGCACUUCUGCUGUGGCCUCGAACUUGCGAUCUUUAGGCUGUCAGCUGUGCGCUGAAGGUGUGACUUCAAGCUAGCACUAAGCCGAUCAACAUUUGUGCAGCUCACAGUGUAGCAUGUAACAAGGCCCAUACACACACACACACACAUGCAUAUAUGUGUAUAAAUAAAUGCAUACAAAUAUAUAUGCAUUUACACGUUAUCCUUCAUUGUAGUUCUUUGACUCUGUAGUAUCAUCGAGACAUGCAUUGCUCUUACUCUGUCUGGCAUUACAGUAAAUAGUUUUGUUCCAAAACAAAACUAGCUGCUCCAUUGCCAAAACAUUAUACAGUAUCUGUGUUUGUAAUGUGCAAUUUUCAUUCUGAGAUGAUGAACAACAGUUAUAAAGAUCAUGUUCAAAGCUGCUAACCCAUUGGGAUGGCAUGGCUCAGUCUCCUCUUUUUUCCAGCUGCACUAGUUAGAGAUGAGAUAGUCUGGAGGAAGUGGUUAAAAUGCUGAUCUCUAAUUUUUUAUUUAAUUGGCUGCAUAAUAAAAACAAAACUAAUAUCUGAAAAGAAAUAAAUACAAUAUAUUUUCACCAUAUGUAUUUAUGCAGCAUACCUUCACAGAUCCUUUUAAAAUAAGAUAUAUUACGUAUCCUGUAUCAAAAAGUCAUCUGUAACUAUUAUGUUUUUCAGUGUUGUGUCAUCCAAAAUAAACCUUUGAUCCAAAAAAAAA
This is a messenger RNA of Alligator mississippiensis (American alligator), 4235 nucleotides long. RefSeq names its product amphiphysin (gene AMPH). The transcript has 23 exons. Gene Ontology annotation, cellular component: synaptic vesicle; plasma membrane; cytoplasm. NCBI's taxonomy places the organism in Eukaryota, Metazoa, Chordata, Crocodylia, Alligatoridae. Gene Ontology annotation, molecular function: protein binding; phospholipid binding. The record is from RefSeq and is a predicted model, not a curated record. Gene Ontology annotation, biological process: synaptic vesicle endocytosis. Bases 119 to 2737 code for a protein of 872 amino acids.